Messenger RNA from Miscanthus lutarioriparius, 390 nucleotides. NCBI's taxonomy places the organism in Eukaryota, Viridiplantae, Streptophyta, Magnoliopsida, Poales, Poaceae. The record is from the annotation of a GenBank genome assembly.
AUGGACGGCCACAGGAUUAGAUGUUUCAUCCUCCAGGCAGAUGCUGUAGUCCCGACACCCCGCUGGUGCUGCCUCUGCCUCAGCCUCCGCGCAGAGCGUCAAGAGCGCCUCGGACGCGAUGAACUUCAACUGUUUGUCAACCCAAAGCUCAACCAUGGCGUGGGUGAUACAGCCAUCUCGACAGGCCUCAUGCGCCAGGGCCACGAGUUUAGGAACCUCGGGCUCGAGAAGGAUGUCCUCCCACUGCUUGUCGGUGAGAUUGAGUUGCUACAGCCGCAUGAAUGUCCUGAUCAUGCCAUGAAGGACAUCACGGACACCUUCCUGGUAGCCGGGGAUGCCCAUGGCUUGAUUCGCCUUCAAGAUCCUGGUGGCGCUGCCUCCUUCGUAUAG